Molecule: messenger RNA, 2562 nt
Organism: Papaver somniferum (opium poppy)
Lineage: Eukaryota; Viridiplantae; Streptophyta; Magnoliopsida; Ranunculales; Papaveraceae
Exons: 9
Coding region: 1-2562 (853 amino acids)
Biological process (GO): DNA integration
Molecular function (GO): nucleic acid binding
Source: RefSeq, a predicted model, not a curated record
AUGGAUAAGAUAAGAGCUCAAGGGCUCUGUUAUAAUUGUGAUGUUGUGUACAAACCUGGCCAUUUCUGUAAGGGUAAACAAAAACUCUACAUGUUACACAUGGAGUCUGCUGAAUCACAAGACAUUGAAGAGGAGGAGGAAAUGUUUGUUGAGGCACCUGAAUCUCCAGUACAAUCUGAUGUUGAAGUAUCCCAUCAUGCUCUCACUGGAUCAGCCACUGGUGAUACAAUCUGGAUUCCUGGUCUCAUCCACAAGAAGACUGUGAAGCUAAACAGCGUCACUAUUAAAGAUAAGUUUCCUAUACCCAUUGUGGAUGAAUUACUAGAUGAACUACAUGGUGCCAUCAUCUUUACCAAGAUAGAUCUGAGGGCUGGCUAUCAUCAAAUAAGAGUUAAUGAUCUUGACAUCCACAAGACAGCCUUUAGAACUCAUCAAAGCCAUUAUGAAUUUAAGGUCAUGCCAUUUGGCCUCACAAAUGCCCCUGCCACAUUUCAAGCUCUCAUGAAUGAUAUCUUUCAGCCAUUCUUAAGAAAAUUUGUGUUGGUCUUCUUUGAUGACAUACUUAUUUAUAGUAAAAGAAUGAGUGAACAUUUGGAACGCCUCAGAUUGGUCUUUACACUGCUCAGACAACAUCAACUCUUUGCAAACCUAUCCAAAUGUUGCUUUGGAAAAGCAUCCUUGGAGUACCUUGGUCACAUAGUCACAGCAGAGGAUGUUUGUGAUGACCUAAAUAAAAUUGCUUGUACGCAAUCUUGGCCAAUUCCAAAGAAUAUUAAAGAGAUAAGAGGAUUUCUGGGUCUUACAGGUUACUACAGAAAGUUUGUACAUCAUUAUGUAAUUAUAAGCAAGCCACUAACUAAUCUUCUCAAGAAAAAUUCAUUCCGUUGGAGUCCAGCUGCUACAACUGCUUUUGAGGCACUCAAAAAAAAACCACUAGGUCCUAGAGCUGCAACACUCUCUACUUAUGAGAAGGAAUUUCUGGCUAUUGUUACUGCAGUUCAAAGGUGGAAGCAUUAUCUCCAAGGUACCAAAUUCAUCAUAAAAACUGAUCACCAGAGCCUUAAGUACUUAUUGGAACAAAAGUUUAUCACUGCAUUCCAACAAAAAUGGCUCAUCAAAUUAUUGGGGUUUGAUUAUAAGAUUCAGUACAAGAAGGGCUGUGACAAUGUGCUUGCAGAUGCACUUUUUAGAAGACCCUCAGAGUUUGAUACUUGUCACUCCAUGAUCAGAGAUAAACUAUUAAAGACUUUAUAUACUUCUGCCAUUGGAGGGAAUUAUGGAAUUCAAGCUACUUCUGUGAGAGCAAGAAGUCAUUUUUAUUGGACAGGUAUGCAUAGAGACAUAGUUUCCCUUAUAUCUCAGUGUGAUGUUUAUCAAAGAAAUAAAGCUGAUCACACUAACUCAUCUGGCUUGCUAGAACCACUUCCUAUCCAUGAACAUGAUUGGCAACAUAUCGCCAUGGAUUUUAUAGAAGGGUUACCUGUAAGCAACAUGAAAAGUGUCAUCUUAGUGGUAGUGGAUAGGUUGACAAAGUAUGCACACUUCUUAGCUCUGCAACAUCCUUACACUGCUUCUUCUGUUGCUCAUGCAUUCCUCAAUCAAGUGAUGAAAUUACAUGGAUUGCCUUCCUCCAUUGUUUCUGACAGAGAUAAGGUGUUUACAAGCAAUGUUUGGCAUGACUUAUUUAAAGCCUUGGGAACAAGUAUUAAUCUCAGUACAGCUUAUCACCCACAAUCAGAUGGCCAGACUGAAAGGGCCAAUGCUUGUGUUGAAAACUAUCUAAGCUUGAAGAUUUCUCCUUUUCAAGCUUUACAUGGGUAUGUACCUCCUCAUCUUGCUUUUCCUUCUGCUACAACCACUUUAGUUGCUGCAGUUGAGGCUUACUUGAAGGAUAGAGCUUCUCUACUGGAUAUAUUCAAAGAGUCUCUCCUUAAAGAUCAAGAGAGAAUGAAGCUAUAUGUUGACAGGUCCAGAACAGAUAGAACUUUUGAGUGCAUUGGAAAGGUGUCUUAUAAGUUGGAUUUACCAUCAUACUCUCGUAUUCACCCUGUGUUUCAUGUCUCUCAACUUAAGAAGCACAUUGAGCAGCAACACACUUCUUCACCAUCUCUGCCAGUAGUAGAUCAUGAAGAGAAUGUUACAUGGGAAGAUCUAUCCAACAUUCGCACUCACUAUCCGAAGUUCAUCCUUGAGGAAAAGGAUGUUUUUCCGGGCAAGAUACUUCUCUUUAGCUUAAGUACUGUGGGUGCCCUUAUAAUUUUGCUUGUCUGCCUUUAUCCCCAUUCACAUGCUGUACGUGAUGGUGAGUUCACUACAAUUGGUAUCAGAGCAGUCGGUUCUCUGACUGCUUCCAUGGCUAACAAAGCUGCAAUGGAUGAAUUAAAUCGGAAGAUCGACGAACUAUAUAAAUCUCAGAAAGAAUACAACCAGAAACAAGAAGAGUUACCUCUUAAACAUGCAUAUCUACUCAAAAAAGUGGAUUAUAACUAUGAGCAACCAUCACCUAGACUUUUGCAAUCCAUCAAAGAAUUACUCCGAGAGAGUAGAGAAGAAGGUAGAUAA